Messenger RNA from Pogonomyrmex barbatus (red harvester ant), 815 nucleotides. Its product is annotated as nose resistant to fluoxetine protein 6-like. The record is from RefSeq and is a predicted model, not a curated record. Gene Ontology annotation, molecular function: acyltransferase activity, transferring groups other than amino-acyl groups. Lineage: Eukaryota; Metazoa; Arthropoda; Insecta; Hymenoptera; Formicidae.
AAAAUGUAUAUUAGUAAAACAACUUGAUUCUUCUGUAUUUUAAAAUUAAUAUGCUGGUUGUCAAAAAUACUAAUUGAAUCGCAAUACAAAAAGAAAUAAACGUGAUUGCUGUUUGCUAGAGCCCCAUUAUGUUGCCACGACAAUUUAUUUUGUACAUCUGUACAAUAAACUUUAUCACAUUAUUUAGUGUCUCUGCUCAUAGUCAAAAAUUUAGUGACGCUCAUAUUCAUACCCUACCGGCUUAUGCCAUUGCUUCAGUAGCUGAUCUUAUUGAUUCGACGAUAUGUGGAAAGGAAUUGCAUAAAUUUCGAAAUGCUGUAGAUCAACGAAUAUUAUGGGGCUUGAAAGUAUUAGAUUCCAGUGGUGUAUUUAAUUCUGGUUUCCUUUACGGAAAUAACUAUUGGCUGGGAAGUCGUAGCCAAUGUCUCGAUACAAUGAAUACAGCUCGCCUACUGAAUUCAAAGCAGAAAAUAUUAAAUGAAACACUGUAUCAUGAUUCACAACAGCAGUUUCCUUCUUUUAAAGUGAAUUAUUUUGUUGCUCAUUUUAGACACAACAAUACUCUUCAGUAUCAUAUAAAUAUGAUUCAAGAGGAUGUGAUUUCACUCGGACUCUGUUUGCCAGCGUCGUGCUCUAUAAAUAAUUUAAAUGUUAUUUUGAAAAAAAUACUUUAUGAUAAAAUUUUCCUGAUCAAUGAUCUCUAUUCCAUGGAUUUCAAAUUGAUCGAAAUUAAAGAACUUAAAGAUGAUUAUGAAUGGUUAUCCAGUAAAAUGUCAUCCUUCGUUUGUGUUGUUCUAGCGUUUUUUUCUUCAUGA